UUUCUGUCAGUCAUUUUGUCAUUCGUCGCCUGAUUUUUUGCUGCUUCCAACAAUUUCUGAAAAUCACUGAAAACAGAGGAAAAAAGCGUAAAAUCCUAAUACUUUAAUGAUUGGCAAUAAUUAAAUUGCAAAUUAUAAGAAUCCAGUGUCUCGUGAAUACGCCGUAAAGUAUCAUCAUAUUUACACGAUGGCAUCCCCUCUGGAACAAUUUGUAAAUAAUGUGAGAACGAUGUCGGCUUCAGGGAGCUUCCGGGAAUUGUGUGAAGUCAUAGGGAACUCUGAUGAAGUUCUACAGCGUAAUAGUGCUCAUCUCAAUACUGUUUUGGAGACCCUUGACAUUCAACAACAUUCACUGGGAGUAUUGGCAGUAUUGGUCGCAAAAUUCUCUCUACCACAGGGUUCCAGUGACAUUGACAGAUCUACUAUGUUUCAACAAAUACAUGAUUUUAUAAAUAAUUGUAAUGGUGAACAAGUUCGCUUUUCUCCAGACUUGUAUGCUGAUCUUUGCCACCUCCUCACUGAUCAUCUAGUAGAGUUGAAACAACCUAUCCGAGGAAUUGAAAUACUAAAAAAGGCCAUCAGGAAAAUACAGUUGUUUGAUUCUCAGCUGACUUCGAUCCAUGCUGAUUUGUGUCAGCUCUGCUUGCUCUCUAAAUGUAUGAAACCAGCACUUGAGUUUUUAGAUACUGAUGUUACUGGGAUAAGUUCUGAGCUUGGGGGUAAUAACGAUUCAAAACAUUUUCUACUAUAUUACUAUUAUGGAGGGAUGAUCUACACAGCUAUGAAAAACUAUGAUAGGGCUUUGUAUUUCUUUGAAGUGGUGGUAACAGUCCCUGCUAUGGUUGUCUCCCACAUAAUGUUGGAAGCUUACAAAAAAUACAUAUUGGUCUCAUUUAUUUCACAUGGAAAGAUUUUUCCUAUGCCUAAAUAUGUACCACAAGUUGUAUGCCGUUUUCUAAAACCAUUGUCAGUGGCAUACCAUGAGUUGGCUACAUCUCAUCAUGCAGUGAUAAAACAUCGAGAAACAUUUGUUAGAGACAAAAAUAUGGGAUUAGUAAACCAAGUUCUAAGUUCAAUGUAUAAGAAAAAUAUUCAGAGACUUACAAAGACGUUUUUAACUCUGUCUUUGAGUGAUGUAGCUGCAAGAGUACAACUGUCAGGUCCUGCACAAGCUGAGACAUACAUACUCAACAUGAUUGAAGAAGGUGAAAUUUACGCAAUGAUCAAUCAAAAAGAUGGCAUGGUUGUAUUUCUUGAUAGCCCUGAAAAAUAUGCUUCUCCUGAAACCUUAUGUGUUUUGGAGCAACAAAUGGCAGCAUGUACGAAACUGCACCAGUAUAUCCAGGAAAUGGAUGAACAAAUACAAGUUAAUCCUCAGUAUGUAAAGAAAUCUGUGGGCAGCCACGAUGAAGAUAUGCCAGCUACUAGUCAAAACUCAAAAACCACUUAUACUAUGUAAAUAAGCAAUUUUGUUAGCAACCACAGUACUUCAUGAUAGUGAAAAAA
Molecule: messenger RNA, 1506 nt
Organism: Ostrinia furnacalis (Asian corn borer)
Lineage: Eukaryota; Metazoa; Arthropoda; Insecta; Lepidoptera; Crambidae
Gene: CSN3
Product: COP9 signalosome subunit 3
Exons: 9
Coding region: 188-1459 (423 amino acids)
Biological process (GO): ubiquitin-dependent protein catabolic process
Cellular component (GO): COP9 signalosome
Source: RefSeq, a predicted model, not a curated record